AUGAAAGCAUUAUUCGGUGGUUCAAAGAAGAAGAAGGACAAGAAGGACACUGGGCCAAAAGAACCAGUUCCAACUCUUGGAGAGACCUCGUCAAAUCUUGGUUCUAGAUCUUCAGUCCUUGAAGGAAAGAUCAAGAAAUGUAACGAGGAACUAAAGCCUGUUCUGGAACAACUAAAGAAAGCUAGUAAGCACAGUAAGAAGACAGUGCAGGGACGAGCUUUGAACAUUAUCAAAAGAAGGAAGAUGUAUGAAAAGCAGCUGGGUGUUCUCCAAAACCAGCAGUUCAAUGUCGACCAAGUUGCGUUCAACAGUGAAUCUAUUCAGAGCAACAUAAAUAUGUUUUCAGCUAUGAAGGAAGCCACAGAGGCUCAGAAAGCCCAAAUGGAGAAAAUAGACUAUAAUGAUCUCGAAGAUAUGUACGAUAAUAUGGCUGAUAUGAUGGCUGACCAAGAAGAGAUCAAUGACAUGAUGGCAAUGAAUUUUGGGGUUGAAGAUUUCGAUGAAGAUGAAAUGCUUGAUGAACUCAAUGAACUGGAUGAAGAACUUGCCAUGGCGGAGAUGGAAGGAGAUGUUUCGUCGGGUAUGGGACAGCAAGCAGAGAAGAACCAGAAGGAAGAAGAAGAUGUACUCAAUGACAUUAUGAACUAGUUUAAUUAUUAACC
Messenger RNA from Moneuplotes crassus, 662 nucleotides. The record is from the annotation of a GenBank genome assembly. Lineage: Eukaryota; Ciliophora; Spirotrichea; Euplotida; Euplotidae.